Molecule: messenger RNA, 3088 nt
Organism: Hemibagrus wyckioides
Lineage: Eukaryota; Metazoa; Chordata; Actinopteri; Siluriformes; Bagridae
Gene: actr8
Product: actin related protein 8
Exons: 13
Coding region: 55-1932 (625 amino acids)
Biological process (GO): double-strand break repair; regulation of DNA-templated transcription
Cellular component (GO): Ino80 complex
Source: RefSeq, a predicted model, not a curated record
AAGAAAAAGAAACUCGGUUCACAACAGUGUGUUCCUUCAGUAACGUGCUGGAUAAUGACACAAGCAGAGAGGGAGCAGGAAAAUGAAAAAGAGAAAGAGAAAGAGCGAGAAAAAGACAAAGAAAAAGAACAACGAGGAGUCAAAAGACCGAUUGUUCCUCCGGUUAUCCCAGAGCCUUUACAAGAGCAAAUUCAGACCAACUUCGUGGUGGUGAUCAGCCCCGGAUCACAGACACUCCGUAUAGGCCGGGCUACUGACACGUUGCCCCUUACUCUUCCACAUGUCAUUGCCCGUAGACGUAAACAGGCUGGUCAGCCACGCUAUGAGGAUGCCUGGCUAAUACGAGAAGGCUUGAAUAGACCAGAGAGUGGGGAACAGCGGCAAAAUGGUCUCAAGAUGGUUGACCAGGCCAUCUGGUCUAAAAAGAUGUCCAGUGGGGCCAGAAGAACUCCAGUGUCUGCUGAACAAGCUAGAGUGUACAACAGGCAAAUCCGUCCAGCUGUUUUGGAUCCUAACUCGAGGCAGAAGUGGACUAAUACCACUUCCCAGCCAGAAUACCUAGUGGGAGACGAGGCAUUAUAUGUGAAUCCUACAGACUGUUACAACUUGCACUGGCCUAUUUGUCGUGGCCAGCUGAAUGUCCACAGUGGACCUGGAGGCUCUCUGACUGCUGUGCUAGCAGACCUGGAAACCAUCUGGUCUAAUGCCAUUCAGAAACUUUUAGAAGUUCCUCUCAAAGACUUGAAGUAUUACAGAUGCAUCCUCCUAAUUCCAGACAUCUAUAAUAGACAGCAUGUGAAAGAAGUGGUCAAUAUGCUCCUGGUGAAGAUGGGCUUCUCGGCAAUCGUCGUACACCAGGAGUCUGUGUGUGCCGCGUUUGGCAGUGGAAUGAGCAGUGCAUGUGUGAUAGAUGUGGGUGAUCAGAAGACCAGCGUGUGUUGUGUGGAGGAUGGCGUGUCCCACCGAAAUUCCAGGCUUUGUCUUGCGUAUGGAGGCUCUGAUGUGACACGAUGUUUCUUUUGGCUGAUGCAACGAGCAGGCUUUCCUUACCGCGAGUGCCAGCUAAGCAACCGACUGGACUGCAUGUUGCUGCAGCAACUUAAGGAGUCUUUUUGCCACCUUGACCAGGACAUAUGUGGGUUGCAAGACCAUGAGUUUCGCACUCGCUUCCCAGAAUCCCCAGUGAUCCUCUAUCAGUUGCGGCUCGGUGACGAGAAGCUACAAGCUCCCAUGGCUCUCUUCUACCCUGCUGCAUUUGGUAUUGUGGGACAGAAGAUGACCACUUUGCAGCAUCGUUCCCCGGGAGAUCCCGAGGAUCCACAUGACGAACAUUACCUACUAAGUACUCAGAGCAAACAAGACCAAUCUUCUAAAUCCAUGGAAAGGAAAGGUCUCUCUAAGCCUUCAGGUUUUGAGGGUGAAUCCAGCAGCCAAGCUGGGGACCAGGCAGAGAGAGGAAACCAAGACAUGGAGCUCGGCCACUCACAGGGAGAGGCUCUGCCAGGCGGAACUGACCCAGAAGACACACCUUCUGUCCUUCUGUCCAGGAAGUCAGCAAUGACCCAGUUUGAAGGCAAAGCUCUUGGACUGGAUAAAGCUAUUCUGCACAGCAUCGACUGCUGUGCAUCAGAUGAGACCAAGAGGAAGAUGUACAGCUCGGUGCUGGUGGUGGGCGGCGGACUUCUGUUUCAUGGCGCACAAGAAUUCCUUCAACAUCGCAUUCUCAACAAAAUGCCUCCAUCUUUCCGGCGUAUGGUUGAGAACGUAGAGGUCAUCACGCGCCCAAAGGACAUGGACCCUCGGCUCACAGCUUGGAAGGGUGGGGCAGUGUUGGCGUGUCUGGACACCACCCAGGAGCUGUGGAUCCACCAGGGAGAAUGGCAGAGAUUCGGCGCACGCAUGCUCCGUGAAAGAGCAGCCUUUGUUUGGUGAAGUGUGUGUGUGUGUGUGUGUGUGAGAGAGAGAGAGAGAGAGAGAGAGAGAGAGAGAGAGAAAGUGUGUGUGUGUGUGUGUGUGUGUGUGAGAGAGAGAGAGAGAGAGAGAGAAAGUGUGUGUGUGAGAGAGAGAGAGAAAGUGUGUGUGUGAGAGAGAGAGAGAAAGUGUGUGUGUGAGAGAGAGAGAGAAAGUGUGUGUGUGUGAGAGAGAGAGAGAAGGUGUGUGUGUGUGUGGGAGAGAGAGAAAGUGUGUGUGUGAGAGAGAGAGAGAGAGAGAGUGUGUGUGUGUGUGAGAGAGAGAGAGAGAAAGUGUGUGUGUGAGAGAGAGAGAGAGAGAGAGAGAGAGAGAGAAAGUGUGUGUGUGAGAGAGAGAGAGAGAGAAAGUGUGUGUGUGUGUGAGAUAGAGAAAGUGUGUCUGUGAGAGAGAGAGAGAAAGUGUGUGUGUGUGUGUGAGAGAGAGAGAGAAAGUGUGUGUGUGUGAGAGAGAGAGAGAGAGAGAGAGAGAGAGAAAGUGUGUGUGUGUGAGAGAGAGAGAAAGUGUGUGUGUGUGAGAGAGAGAGAGAAAGUGUGUGUGUGUGAGAGAGAGAGAAAGUGUGUGUGAGUGAGAGAGAGUGAAUGUGUGUGUGUAUGAGAGAGAGAGAAAGUGUGUGUGUGUGAGAGAGAGAGAAAGUGUGUGUGUGUGAGAGAGAGAGAAAGUGUGUGUGUGAGAGAGAGAGAGAAAGUGUGUGUGUCUGUGAGAGAGAGAGAGAAAGUGUGUGUGUCUGUGAGAGAGAGAGAGAAAGUGUGUGUGUCUGUGAGAGAGAGAGAAAGUGUGUGUGUCUGUGAGAGAGAGAGAAAGUGUGUGUGUGUGAGAGAGAGAGAAAGUGUGUGUGUAUGAGAGAGAGAGAAAGUGUGUGUGUGUGAGAGAGAGAGAAAGUGUGUGUGUGUGAGAGAGAGAGAAAGUGUGUGUGUGUGAGAGAGAGAGAAAGUGUGUGUGUCUGUGAGAGAGAGAGAGAAAGUGUGUGUGUCUGUGAGAGAGAGAGAGAAAGUGUGUGUGUCUGUGAGAGAGAGAGAGAAAGUGUGUGUGUCUGUGAGAGAGAGAGAAAGUGUGUGUGUGUGAGAGAGAGAGAGAAAGUGUGUGUGUCUGUGAGAGAGAGAGAGAAAGUGUGUGUGUC